Molecule: messenger RNA, 753 nt
Organism: Schizosaccharomyces osmophilus
Lineage: Eukaryota; Fungi; Ascomycota; Schizosaccharomycetes; Schizosaccharomycetales; Schizosaccharomycetaceae
Gene: rps3
Product: 40S ribosomal protein S3
Exons: 2
Coding region: 1-753 (250 amino acids)
Biological process (GO): translation
Cellular component (GO): cytosolic small ribosomal subunit; nucleus
Molecular function (GO): structural constituent of ribosome; RNA binding
Source: RefSeq, a predicted model, not a curated record
AUGUCUGCCGCCGCAUUCACUAUCUCCAAGAAGAGAAAAUUCGUCGCUGACGGUGUUUUCUACGCCGAGUUGAACGAGUUUUUCACUCGUGAACUUUCCGAGGAGGGCUACUCCGGCUGUGAAGUCCGUGUCACUCCUGCCCGUUCGGAGAUCAUCGUCCGCGCCACUCACACCCAGGAUGUUCUUGGAGAAAAGGGACGCAGAAUCCGUGAACUUACCGCUUUGGUCCAAAAGCGUUUCAAGUUCGCUGAGAACACUGUUGAAUUGUAUGCCGAGAAGGUUCAAAACCGUGGUCUCUGUGCCGUCGCUCAAUGCGAAUCCCUUCGCUACAAGCUUUUGGCUGGUUUGGCUGUCCGCCGUGCUGCCUAUGGUGUUCUCCGUUACGUUAUGGAAGCUGGUGCUAAGGGUUGCGAAGUUGUCAUCUCUGGUAAGCUUCGUGCUGCUCGUGCCAAGUCUAUGAAGUUCGCUGAUGGUUUCAUGAUUCACUCCGGUCAACCUGCCGUUGACUUCAUUGACUUCGCUACUCGUCACGUUCUUCUUCGUCAAGGUGUUUUGGGUGUCAAGGUUAAGAUUAUGUUGCCUGAACCCAAGACUCGUGCUAAGAAGACUCUUCCUGACGCAGUCGUCGUUUUGGAUCCCAAGGAAGAGGAGCCCAUCACCAAGCCUUACACUGUCAUCAACCAACCCGCUGAAGCUGCCGCUGCUGCUGGUCAAGAAGUUGUUGCUGACCAAGAAGCUGCUGUUGCUUACUAA